Molecule: messenger RNA, 1673 nt
Organism: Etheostoma spectabile (orangethroat darter)
Lineage: Eukaryota; Metazoa; Chordata; Actinopteri; Perciformes; Percidae
Gene: nanog
Product: nanog homeobox
Exons: 4
Coding region: 98-1360 (420 amino acids)
Biological process (GO): regulation of transcription by RNA polymerase II
Molecular function (GO): DNA-binding transcription factor activity, RNA polymerase II-specific; RNA polymerase II cis-regulatory region sequence-specific DNA binding
Source: RefSeq, a predicted model, not a curated record
CUACGGGGGUGCCCACCCACCAUUUUAACACCAAUACUUCGAUACUUGUGCUGCUGUUGCAUUUUCUUAAUCGCGACAAACACUUUUUACCAGAGAGAUGACAGACUGGAAGACGCAGAUAAGUUACAACUACAACCCUUCUUACCAUGCAUACGCCUACGGCCUCGUGUACCAACCCGGUUCAGAGCAAAACCACGCGAACCUGACUAACUGGGGCGAAGCCGGAGUCACGGAUUUGAGCAACUACAAUGCCGGGGUGACACAGGCCUACUACUCCACCACCGCCAGAACCCGGGAAGAGUCUUCACCUCGCAGUCCGGAGCAGCAUGACCUGGACGGCUCUGGUCACUACCAGGGCACAGGGGUCGUCUACCUCGGUGACACACAGGCAGGCCGUAUGCUCUUGUCCGGACCUCCGCGGACUGCUUACGACGCACGGACACAGGAGGCCAGGCGGGCCGGGAGCGAUUCUACUAGUGACUCUGAGGCUCACACCUCGCCGGAUUCAUGGAGUUCUGUCAGCAGCCGAGAAGGAGUUCUCCCCCAGGCAGACCCUGCCACCUGGGUGAAGAAAGAACUCGAAGAUGAGGCAAGCAGCAGGAGCCCUGGUGCCAGCAAAGAUGUUUCAAGCUCAAUCAUGGAAGAGCCAAGACCCUUUGCUAUCGAGAACGAUGGCACCAAGAAGACUACUGCUGUAAAUAACCCCAAAGUGAAGGCCCGUGCAGCCUUCUCAGAGAUUCAGAUGAAUACCCUGGUCCAACGCUUCAGUGUUCAGAGGUACCUCACCCCUGCUGAAAUGAAGAACCUUGCAGAGCUGACAGGGCUGACCUACAAACAGGUUAAGACUUGGUUUCAAAACCGAAGGAUGAAGCUGAGGAGGCACCAGAAAGACACCAGCUGGGUGUCUGAGCGCUACAACAAAGGCAGCCCGGUUCGUGGAAACAUGUACACCAACAUUCCCUCACAUGGAUCGUCUUAUCAGGGAGAUGCCCGGCCCCAGCUCAAAGAGCAAUACAACCAGCACAUGAUGGAGGCAGCCUUUGUGAAAAAUUCUUCACAGAACCUGGCCUUCUAUCUGGCUACUAUGGGCUCUGCUCCUGGAUCUGCUGGCUACCCCUCCUGGGCCCCUGGCUCACCCCAGACUGCAGUGCCCUCCAGGCCCCAGGCAGCUGGCUGGUCCAUGCCCCAGGCAGCUGGUUGGUCCAGGCCCUAUGAAUACAAUCCCAAUGCCUUUACCUCAGUAAGUGACACUGCUGCAAAUAACGCUGGGCAAGACACAAGCUUUGAAAGAAAGGAUGGGGAGCCGGUCAACAGCAGCAGCACCUUAAGCCCAACAAUGGUACAUAAUGCCAGCCUGUAGUUGAUGUUGAGCUGCUAAGCGAAUAAGCUUUACUUACAAUUGUUAGUGUUAUGUUUCCUGACUAGUUGCUUUGCAUGGCCGGUGUGUACAUAUCCCCUGUUCAUACUCCUGUUGAAAAUAACUUUUUUUUACAAUGAACUUUUAUUUUUAUAUGCAACUAUUUAAUGUUUUGUGUGUUCCUUGCGCUUGGUAAUAUGAGAUGGGUCCAAGUUGGAUGCAUUCUGGAUUACAUUGUUUUUUGGAACUGUUAAAGGCCAAGUGCUGAUACAGAUCUAAUGUGCACACUUUUUUACAUAAAUACAAGUUCACUUUG